AUGGAAUUUGUGCAGUAUUCAUUGCCGAGAAUUAACGAGCGGUUCAGUGCCAAGCUGCGGUGUAUUGCUUCUAUCCCACCUCCACUUCAGAGCCUUUGCGCUGGCCAAGGAUGUGACCAGGUUGAAACUGAUGGUCAAGUUGAUGAUCCUCCUCAGUAUCCCUUUAGCGGUGGUGCCUUUGAAAAGCCAGUUUCGACCCGCAGCCAACUGGAGUCUCGCAUCGUGAAACUCUGGAAGAAGGUCUGGCUAGGCCUUUACCAGAUCGAUGACGACGAGGAUCGAUACCACGUUGAGCGACUCGAGGCACUUUCCCUUGGAGCUGGCUUAACUCGCACAUAUCGAGUUGGCGAGCUUCAAGUUCUCAGGCGACAUUUUCUCCGCAGCGAGACUAACAACGCUGUUGCUUCGCUGAAGCUUUUCCAGGGUCUGUCUCUUUCGACCCUCCUAUCUGUGGUCCAUAUUUUGGAGGCAUAUGAAAGCGAAAUUGACAACAUGAGGCUACUCUAUAUCAUUUUGCGAAGUGGUCAGCUUGCACUGCAUGAGACUGCUGACCUUGCUCAAACUGCUGUUGUCAGGGCUGAGUAUAUGGAAAUUGCGGAGCCGAUGGAGAAACGUAUCAGACAGUACGAUAUUCGAAUGAAUGUGGUGAACAUGGACAUCUGUGAUGAGGCAAUGGGCUUCUAUCGACGACAAAAGGGAGAAUAUGUUUAUUACAAGGCAUUCCCAAAUGCGUGGUAA
This is a messenger RNA of Penicillium digitatum Pd1, 738 nucleotides long. RefSeq lists its product as uncharacterized. Lineage: Eukaryota; Fungi; Ascomycota; Eurotiomycetes; Eurotiales; Aspergillaceae. The record is from RefSeq and is a predicted model, not a curated record.